Molecule: messenger RNA, 692 nt
Organism: Pristis pectinata (smalltooth sawfish)
Lineage: Eukaryota; Metazoa; Chordata; Chondrichthyes; Rhinopristiformes; Pristidae
Product: dynein light chain LC6, flagellar outer arm
Exons: 3
Coding region: 148-417 (89 amino acids)
Biological process (GO): microtubule-based process; cilium assembly
Cellular component (GO): cytoplasmic dynein complex
Molecular function (GO): dynein light intermediate chain binding; dynein intermediate chain binding
Source: RefSeq, a predicted model, not a curated record
CGCGGCCGCCCGGGGGUUGGUGCUGCUCUGUGACGGCGCGGGGGGCAGCCUGCGGGACUGUGCGGGAGGAGUUGGGUGGUCCGGUGUCGGUGCUCAUUUAUCUCGCACUAGUUUGGUUCAACCGCGGAGAUAUAACCCAAUCAAAAAAUGUCUGAAAGAAAAGCUGUCAUUAAGAACGCUGACAUGCCUGAAGACAUGCAGCAGGAAGCUGUGGAGUGUGCUACUCAGGCACUAGAGAAGUACAACAUUGAGAAAGACAUAGCAGCUUACAUCAAGAAGGAAUUUGACAAAAAGUACAACCCCACAUGGCAUUGUAUUGUGGGCAGAAACUUCGGCAGCUAUGUGACUCAUGAAACUAAACACUUCAUCUAUUUCUACCUGGGCCAGGUAGCCAUCCUCCUUUUUAAGUCUGGUUGAAGAUGCUGAACUAAGGGCUUCCAAAUGAAGUUGAUCCAAGUAAAAGACUACUUUAACUAAAGAAAACAGUACCUUCUGUAUUGACUAAUCUACAAAGGGAAACAUAAGGAAGAAUCUACCCUAUCUAAUUUCCAGCAUGGUGGAUCUAAAUUUUCAAGCUGCCUUUUUUCCCCAAGUCCUCCUCCAACUAGACACUGAUGUUUUCUGGUGACUUGUAUUUAUUUUCUUGUCUUUUUUUCCAACAUUUCCAGUUCAAUAAACAAAUUUUGAUAUCA